Molecule: messenger RNA, 3682 nt
Organism: Saimiri boliviensis boliviensis (Bolivian squirrel monkey)
Lineage: Eukaryota; Metazoa; Chordata; Mammalia; Primates; Cebidae
Gene: MCF2
Product: MCF.2 cell line derived transforming sequence
Biological process (GO): dendrite development; intracellular signal transduction
Cellular component (GO): cytoplasm
Molecular function (GO): guanyl-nucleotide exchange factor activity
Source: RefSeq, a predicted model, not a curated record
AUGCCCCAAGCUGCCGCUUCGGCGCCGUGGACUCCCUCGUCCCGGGUCCCGGGCCUGCCCCAGAACCCAGGUGGCUGCACUUUGAUGCCGAUAGCUCAGGCGAUCCCUCUGCAGGUGGACAUGGCCAUGGCCCUGCAGCGCGUGAGGAUUGCCGAGAAGUACGGGAAGAACGACCUCUGCCUCCUGCAAGCAGUCUUCGUGGCAGAAACAAAUCUGCUUCUCCGUAUAAAGGACAUCAGUCAUUUCUUAAUGCAAGACAUCGCCUUCCUAUCUGGUGGCCGGGGAAAGGACAAUGCUUGGAUUAUUACAUUUCCAGAAAACUGUAAUUUUAGAUGUAUACCAGAGGAAGUAAUAACAAAAGUGCUUACUUACCUGACAUCUAUUGCAAGGCAAAAUGGAUCUGACUCCCGGUUUACCAUUAUUCUGGAUCGAAGACUGGAUACGUGGUCUUCUCUCAAAAUCUCUCUCCAAAAAAUCUCAGCUUCCUUCCCUGGGAACUUGCAUUUGGUUUUGGUUUUACGUCCUACCAGCUUUCUUCAAAGAACUUUCACAGACAUUGGAUUUCGGUUUAGUCAGGAGGAUUUCAUGCUUAAAUUACCAGUUGUUAUGCUGAGCUCAGUUAGUGAUUUGCUGACAUACAUUGAUGACAAGCAAUUAACCCCUGAGUUAGGCGGCACCUUGCAGUACUGCCACAGUGAAUGGAUCAUCUUCAGAAAUGCUAUAGAAAAUUUUGCCCUCACAGUGAAAGAAAUGGCUCAGAUGUUACAGUCCUUUGGAACUGAACUGGCUGAGACAGAACUACCAGAUGAUAUUCCUUCAAUAGAAGAAAUUCUGGCAAUUCGUGCUGAAAGGUAUCAUCUGUUGAAGAAUGAUAUUACAGCUGUAACCAAAGAAGGAAAAAUUCUGCUAACAAAUCUGGAAGUGCCUGACACUGAUGGAGCUGUCAGUUCAAGACUAGAAUGUCAUCAGCAAGUCAGUGGUGACUGGCAAACUAUUAAUAAGUUGCUGACUCAAGUACAUGAUAUGGAAACAGCUUUUGAUGGAUUUUGGGAAAAACAUCAAUUAAAAAUGGAGCAGUAUCUGCAACUAUGGAAGUUUGAGCAGGAUUUUCAAGAGCUUGUGACUGAAGUUGAAUUUCUAUUAAACCAACAAGCAGAACUGGCUGAUGUAACGGGGACUAUAGCUCAAGUAAAACAAAAAAUAAAAAAAUUGGAAAAUUUAGAUGAAAAUUCUCAGGCACUAUUAGCAAAGGCCCAGUUUGUGAUAUUACAUGGACACAAGCUUGCAGCAAAUCACCAUUAUGCACUUGAUUUAAUCUGCCAGAGGUGCAAUGAGCUACGUUACCUUUCUGAUAUUUUGGUUAAUGAGAUCAAAGCAAAACGGAUACAGCUCAGCAGGACCUUCAAAAUACAUAAACUACUACAGCAGGCUCGUCAAUGCUGUGAUGAAGGGGAAUGUCUUCUGGCUAAUCAGGAAAUAGAUAAGUUUCAGUCCAAAGAAGAUGCUCAGAAAGCUCUUCAAGACAUUGAAAAUUUUCUUGAAAUGGCUCUACCCUUUAUAAAUUAUGAACCUGAAACACUGCAGUAUGAAUUUGAUGUAAUAUUAUCUCCUGAACUUAAGGUUCAAAUGAAGACUAUACAACUCAAGCUUGAAAACAUUCGAAGCAUAUUUGAGAACCAGCAGGCUGGUUUCAGGAACCUGGCAGAUAAGCAUGUGAGGCCAGUUCAAUUUGUGGUACCCACAUCUGAAAAUUUGAUCAGAUCUACAGCACCAUUUUUUUCAUCUAAACAUGGGAAGAAGACUUGGAGACAAAAUCAGAGCAACUUAAAAAUUGAAGUGGUGAAUGAUUGUCCGGAGAAGAGAAGUUCUGGGCAAUCCUCCAGUUUGGAUAAUGACAAUAGCUUGGACGUUUUAAAGAACCACGUCCUAAAUGAACUGAUACAGACUGAGAGAGUUUACGUUCAAGAACUGUUUACUGUUUUGCUGGGUUAUAGAGCGGAGAUGGAUAAUCCAGAGAUGUUUGAUCUUAUGCCACCUCUCCUGAGAAAUAAAAAGGACAUUCUCUUUGGAAACAUGGCAGAAAUAUAUGAAUUCCAUAACGACAUUUUCUUGAGCAGCCUGGAAAAUUGUGCUCAUGCUCCGGAAAGAGUGGGACCUUGUUUCCUAGAAAGGAAGGAUGAUUUUCAGAUGUAUGCAAAAUAUUGUCAGAAUAAGCCCAGAUCAGAAACAAUAUGGAGGAAGUAUUCAGAAUGUGCAUUUUUCCAGGAAUGUCAAAGAAAGUUAAAACACAGACUUGGACUAGAUUCCUACUUACUCAAACCAGUGCAACGAAUCACUAAAUAUCAGUUAUUGUUGAAGGAGCUAUUAAAAUAUAGCAAAGACUGUGAAGGAUCUGCUCAGUUAAAGGAGGCACUCGAUGCAAUGCUGGAUUUACUGAAGUCAGUUAAUGAUUCUAUGCAUCAGAUUGCAAUAAAUGGCUAUAUUGGAAACUUAAAUGAACUCGGCAAGAUGAUAAUGCAAGGUGGAUUUAGUGUUUGGAUAGGACAUAAGAAAGGUGCUACGAAAAUGAAGGAUUUGGCUAGAUUCAAACCAAUGCAGCGACACCUUUUCUUGUAUGAAAAAGCCAUUGUGUUUUGUAAAAGGCGUGUUGAAAGUGGAGAAGGCUCUGAUAGAUACCCAUCAUACAGUUUUAAACACUGUUGGAAAAUGGAUGAAGUUGGAAUCACUGAAUAUGUAAAAGGUGAUAACCGCAAGUUUGAAAUCUGGUAUGGUGAAAAGGAAGAAGUUUAUAUUGUCCAGGCUCCUAAUGUAGAUGUGAAGACGACAUGGUUAAAAGAAAUAAGAAAUAUUUUGUUGAAGCAGCAGGAACUUUUGACAGUUAAAAAAAGAAAGCAACAGGAUCAAUUAGCAGAACAGGAUAAGAUUCAGAUUUCUCUUCAGCAGAAUGAUGAAGACCCGUGUCAGAGAUGGCUCUCCUAUUUUGAUGAAGCUACUAUGUCAAAUGGUAAAUAGCUCUUUCCUGCUUGCUUCUCAGCUCAUUUGGAAAAAUACUGCUCAAAAGACGUUCAAUUCAAAUGAUGUAGAUGUUGUUUUCAAGUUAAUGGACAUGCAAAGAAUCCACAGCACAUACUUCUUUUCUUUCAUUUUGUAAAGCUUUUAAUUAUGGUACGCUCUCUUUUUAAAAUCAUGUAUUUAAUGUGUCAGAUAUUGUGCUGGAAAGAUUCUCAUCUCAGAAUACUUUGGGACUUGAAAAUUAUUUCUUCUCUACUUUGUAACCAAAUGCAAUCAGUGUGCCUUGGAUUAUUUCAUUUGUUAAUGAAUUAAGUUAAAAUUACUGCUGCAAAAUGGCUAAGGUCAAGUAAAGCACAACAUUAUGAUUUAAUAGGCUUUUGUUAGACCCACAGCUUUUGUGCCCAUUAUUUUAAUCUGUGUGAAAGAAAACAAAGCCCAACAAUUCUUUCUGGGGCAUGAGUAAAUUUUGUUCAGGGCGACUGUCUGUAUGUGCCCAGAUAAAUUUUCAUGAGAGUAGUUUACAAAUAGCUGUAUUUACAAGUUAAUCUUUUCAUGCUGAUUUUUUUCUGUAUUUCUGCUUAUAAUUAAUGUAACUUAAAUUAGUUAUGCUCUGCUAUUUUCUGUAUAUGUCGUUGUAAUUCUUUUUUUCAAAUAAAAAUUAAUUAUUCAG